Messenger RNA from Brugia malayi, 324 nucleotides. RefSeq lists its product as uncharacterized. Bases 1 to 324 code for a protein of 107 amino acids. The record is from RefSeq and is a predicted model, not a curated record. The transcript has 3 exons. Lineage: Eukaryota; Metazoa; Nematoda; Chromadorea; Rhabditida; Onchocercidae.
AUGUUGAUGCACGUGAGAAAUACACUGAGUUUUGAUUUCUUAUUAAUUAUUGUAAUUGCUAUCCUGUUCCAUUUAUCAGACUGUGCAACGAUAUGUUAUGUUGGAAGAAAUUUCAAAUAUAUAAGCCGAUCCUGUGAAGGUGGCGGCAGUAGCUCGAAGGAAUUUGUAUGUCAGAAAUUCAUUUGUGAAGGAGGGAAGUCUCCAUUUGUAUUACGAACAUGUGCAAAUAAAAGACUCGGAUGUUUGGCAGGUCCAGCAAUUUGUCGUUUUAGUGGUGGUACCGGUUCCUGCGUUCGAUGUGACAAGAAUAAUUGCAAUUUGUAA